AUGAAAGCGAGCCACUAUGGACAAACUCGAAGCUUCCGCUUCGGCGCGUGGUCAUACUUGGGCCCCGAGCUCCAACGUCAGCUGCGACGCCGUCAGCACACUAUCAAAUACAAGCACAUGGAGUCAAUCACUCGAAAGCUGUCUUGGGAUCCAAAUUCGCGUGCUCAAGAUUCAAGAAUCGUGAUGAAGAAGAUGAUGGCACAGUUCUGGAUCAGGAACGGCCACACCCGCUCGAACGGAAGAUGCGUGAGAGAGGAUGAUAUAAAGAAGAAUGGAUCGAACGACACUUCGGGCGCCCGGCCUGGCCAGAACAUUGAGGACGUUGAGCGAAGCGCCAUCAAUUCCCUCUUUACCCGCAAGCACGCUGGACCAUAUGAGUAUGACUUGUGGCAGAGCCCUUUGCAAAACAUUCGCAACUAUCUCGGGAGCCAGAUCAGAAACAAGUCAACGGCCUCCCUCAGCAGAGACGUCCACUCUGAAAUUGACCCCAUCACAAACAGAAAGAUUCACUCGUCACAUAUACCCCAAUCUGUCUUUGACAACUCUUCAAAGAAGGAUGCUCAAGAACCUUUCUUCCCAGAUGGGGUUCCACCCGCUGACGAGCUCAAGCACUAUGGCAAUGUCACGCUUGACAGUGCCCCCUGGGCCGACGCCGGCUCCACCGAUGGAGUUGCGGGGACCCCGCAAUAUGCGGAUCUCGACAAGUACAAGCCUGUCAUGGAUGAGAAACUUGACGCUCAAGAGCUUUCCGAAAAACCGCAAUACGACGAUCUGGCAAAGUACAAGCCAGUAGGCCUCAGUGAGAUUGUGGAAGAGUCGGUUUCCGUCCCCAAAUACGAGGAUCUUGGCAAGUAUCCAGACCUAGACAAAUAUGGUCCAAUCAUGCACAACGAGAAGGAUAUUCCGGAAGAGACGCAACCCUAUGACGACUUACACAAGUACCGCCCGGUCAUGCACAACGAAAGUGCACAAGUUCCGGAGGCGCGCGAACGGUAUUCAGACCUGGAUAAAUAUGGUCCAAUCAUGCACAACGAGAAGGAUGUUCUGGAAGAGGCGCAGCCCUAUGACGACCUACAUAAGUACGGCCCGAGCGGUUUCAAUGAACCUGAAGGCCUGCGCCCUCGUAGUGCUGAGGAAAAGUCGAAGGAUUAUGACGACCUCCACAAAUAUGGCCCACAAGCUUUCAACGAGCCUUCCGGGCUGCGCCCGAUGCAUCCCGAAGAAGCUUCCAAGGCAUAUACGGACUUGGACAAAUAUGGCCCCGUGACGUGGAACGAGCCUCAUGGCCAGGCUCCUAUUCACCCUGAGUUGGCAUCCAAGGCAUAUACAGACCUUGAUCAAUACAACCCCAACGGUUGGAACGAGCCGCAUGGAAAGCCGCCGAUGCACCCAGAGGAGGCCUCGAAGCAGUACAAGGACCUUGAAACAUACUCUCAGAAAUUCGACAGAGGUACUGCGCCACCCCCAGAGGGAGUGGUUGCUGCAGUUGAGCCUGGAGAUGCGGCUAAGCACCAACCCAUUCAAUACAACGAGCCUGAGAGCCAACGUCCAAGGCCUGACUGGGAUCAGGCGACCUUCGAUGAGGCCAAGAAGUACCAAUCCUACCGUUAUAACGAGCCUGAUGGCCAGCCCGCCGAGAUCAUCGACCCUGUGUCCAAGGGUCUGAGUGAUUUUGAUGAGGAGAUCGCCGCCAAGGCGAACAGACGCAUCGCAUACAGUCGGGUGACAGAGCAGGAGAGGGCCGACGAUUUGGAUCUACUUCGCGCUAGCGACGUCCGAGCCAAGAUCCCAACAUCUUCUGGCCAGUCCCGAAGGGAGUAUAGCACGACAAACAGACAGAUUUUGGAGGCCGACCUUCCCCGAUAUGAAGUGAACUGGGAUAUUUCUAGCAGAGCUGCUCGUGUUGCUUUACGGAACUCCAAAAGCAAAGUCUGGGGUCACAUUCCGGCCAGGGAAGACGAGGCAGAGCUCACCGGAAACUAUGUGAGAGAUUUCCCCGAGGACUUUUCGGGGUCCUGGAACAACAUUGUGGCAGCUGCGGAGAGUCAGGGAGAGAAUAGCAAGAGCCAGAGUGUCGAACCGGACGAGGCUGAGGCAGCCUCUUUCGAUGAGAGUUUUCCAAGGUUGGAGCCAGCCCUGGACCGAUCAUCUGCUUCGACAUCGACCCGGUUUUCAGGCAAAAAGGGUCAGUCUGACUCGUACUCGAAAGAGCCGCAGGGCCUCGAGCUGAGCUACUCUGAGGAGACUGGUAGCAAGCAAACUUGGCCCGCCUACGUGCGAUCUUAUGGUACGGUGUCCGAUGGUUCGGCCAAUACCGGAUCCUCGGCUCAGGAUGCCAUUUUGGCCGCCAAGGAUGAGGGUGUGGUGUCUUCGACUGCCGCCGACACUGUUCGCGAGCCAACCAUCUACAAGAUUCUUGCGUACGACCCCACCAUGCAAGCCAUUAGCACGGCUGAGACUACGUCUGUUGUUCCAGACAGCACCACACCGUUGACUCCGGCCGAGGUUCUCCUCCGCUUGUCGAACCCGACCAAGUUCUUCCCUUACUUUAGCACUCUACAGAGAGAAGGGUACGAGAUUGUAUCCGGAAGCGGAGAUGUCCUGGUCUUCCGCAAAGUCCGCGAGGCAGAGACGGCCCUGAAAGGGCAGACGACUGCUUCCUUCGCCCCAGUGAUCGAAAAGCCGACGACGUACAAGGCGCCAAAGGUGAACCCCAUCGACAUGAUGGGGAGCGACCCCGUAGUACCAAGCGCUUACUCUUCCAGUCCUACAGGCUACCUCAACUAUGAUUACCCCGGAGCGGAGACAACAGAAAAGCCCCCACCCCCGUUAAGCCCGGUAAGGAGACGGAACACGAUUUCCUGCGACAGCCAGGAUUUCGAGCCGCCUCGACCUCCGAAACGCAGCAGGGCCAAGAAGGUUGUUCUUGGGGCUGCCUGGGUCGGCGGGAUUUCUUAUGCGAUUGGUGUCGUUGGAGAGUACUUCACGACUGGGGGCAGCGACGGCAGGGGCCCUAAGGGUUUUUAA
Molecule: messenger RNA, 3027 nt
Organism: Colletotrichum navitas
Lineage: Eukaryota; Fungi; Ascomycota; Sordariomycetes; Glomerellales; Glomerellaceae
Exons: 1
Coding region: 1-3027 (1008 amino acids)
Source: RefSeq, a predicted model, not a curated record